This is a messenger RNA of Perca fluviatilis (European perch), 1765 nucleotides long. Its product is annotated as putative cyclin-dependent serine/threonine-protein kinase DDB_G0272797/DDB_G0274007. Bases 174 to 1169 code for a protein of 331 amino acids. The record is from RefSeq and is a predicted model, not a curated record. NCBI's taxonomy places the organism in Eukaryota, Metazoa, Chordata, Actinopteri, Perciformes, Percidae. The transcript has 9 exons.
UCACCCGUGCAGGAGGCUACGAUGGUCACCUCUUUAUCAUUCACACAGUCACACUUCACAUCAGCGCCACUUUAUGUAUCUGUUGGCCAAUCAAAUCCAUCAUCAGUGAUGCUGUCACUGUUUGCGACGCUCGCAGCCAGUAUCAUUACGCUUCUGGACUAAACGAUUUCAAAAUGACUCGAAGGAAGUUUAAGCCUUGCCCCUCCUGCCAAGCACCUAACCAGCUGAGCCGCAAAACCUGCAGCUCUUGUUUCACAACCAUCUCCAAAAAACCCAAAGUAAUGGCCAAAAAAGUGUCCCUGGACAGGAAGUGGGGGGAAAGGGUCCUAAAAAAUAGAAAUGCGGGAAGAGUGGUGGACUCUGCCUAUAUUGCAGUGAAAAAACUAAGUUCAUUGGGCUAUGUCCCAAUUCUGUUUUUCGCCAGAAAGGAUAAGGCCUCUGGAAAGUGGGUGGCCGAUGUGGUGACCCAUCUGCCACCCACUGAGGAUAACCUAAAAAUUGUGGCCACCAUGAGAAAGGCCUACCAUUUUUUAUUGAUCAAAGAAGGGAACUCCACAACGACAUUGCCAGAGUCCCAGCAUCAGGCCCAGCCAGAGUCUCAGCAUCAGGCCCAGCCAGAGUCUCAGCAUCAGGCCCAGCCAGAGUCUCAGCAUCAGGCCCAGCCAGAGUCCCAGCUUCAUGCCCAGCCAGAGUCCCAGCUUCAUGCCCAGCCAGAGUCCCAGCAUCAGGCCCAGCCAGAGUCCCAGCAUCAGGCCCAGCCAGAGUCUCAGCAUCAGGCCCAGCCAGAGUCUCAGCAUCAGGCCCAGCCAGAGUCUCAGCAUCAGGCCCAGCCAGAGUCCCAGCUUCAGGCCCAGCCAGAGUCCCAGCUUCAGGCCCAGCCAGAGUCCCAGCUUCAUGCCCAGCCAGAGUCCCAGCUUCAUGCCCAGCCAGAGUCCCAGCUUCAGGCCCAGCCAGAGUCCCAGCAUCAGGCCCAGCCAGAGUCUCAGCAUCAGGCCCAGCCAGAGUCCCAGCAUCAGGCCCAGCCAGAGUCUCAGCAUCAGGCCCAGCCAGAGUCCCAGCAUCAGGCCCAGGAAAAGGAGACAUUUUAUCUUUUAGAUUUAUACCCUGUCUCUCUCCCUGUGAAAGAACAACCCCCCCCCCAAAAAAAGAAAGUGUUGCCGGAAAUGUAGUAGGCAACAAAUUUUCAAAUAUGACUCCAUAACAGGAACAAGGAUGAAUGAGGGGCAAUCAGAAGUAAGGGUGAAAUGGUUACCUUGCAUGUGAAAAAAUCUGGGAGGAGACAUGGGAGCCGGCCUGCCAGUUCCCACCAGGUGCCAACCAUGUGUGAUGUCACCCAUUGGUCUGUGGAGAUCUGUGAUGAGUCGUCGAGUUUGCCGUUACGGGCGCAGCCAUCUUGGUUGCGGAUGUGACGAUUUUAGUAGACGAGAGGGAGGAGCCACGUUACGUUACACACUUUCACUGGCAAUCUCAUCAUAGCCACUUAAAAUUUGUGAUUAAGACCAUAAAAUCAUUAUGAACAUGUUUACUGAGUUAAUAUAUUAAGUUACAAGUGGGUCACUUUCUCAUAGACUUCUACAGAAACCAACUGCUAUAAUGCAGGUUUAAGGCACUUCCGCAUUUGCAGCAUUUUUCCGAACUGGAUGCUUUGUCCAUUAAUAUUAACAGUCAAUGGUUUCCACCCUAACAUGCUGUCAUGCUGUUUUUUUCUUUAUUAUUAUUGAUUUUUGUUAAAAGCUGUGUUCAAAUAAAUCAAAGUAUACCUUUA